AUGUUAAAGCCUCCUUCUAAAAGUUCAAAAUCAGCAUCGCAAUAAAAAAUUACAUAGCCUUCUAAUGAAUCCUAAAAUCCUCCUAAAUUAAGUCGGGAAAAUUCGUCUAACAACAUUAAUAAGGGAUCAAAUACCACUCUUUAAAAACCUUUAUAAAAGUCAAGGUAGGGGAGUAGAACAUCUUCAUCUUCAAAUAUUCCAGAUUUAUCUACAAAGAAAAUUGCGAGUAAAGAAUCAUCGCCAGCAAAAGUAGUGGAAUAAAUAAUUGUUAAGGGCUAACUAACUAUUAAGCAAAAGGUAUCCUCAAAGUAGAUAACUUCUAAAAUAGAUGAUGGGAGACCAAAAAAUUCAAGUGAGUUUAAGUAAAAAUAAACUCUUAUCAGUAAUUAACCAUAAUAUUUAAAACAUGGGACAUAAAAAUAAAAACCAGAUUAAAAGAAGGAGAAUCUUUUAUAAGGACAUCGUCCAAGUGUUAUGAACAAAUUAAAUAAGACAGCAAAUAGCAACUCUUCAAGCCGUAAACCAUCUCCUUAAAAUAAAGAUGCAUAACCCACAAAAUAAAAAUAGAUUUCAUAACAACAACCUAAAGUGCAGUAAGAAGACACUUAGUAAUAAGUAAUAAUUAAUAAUCAAGAGUAAAUAGAUGCGAUACAUUAGAAUCAAGUACCCUAAGAUCUUGAAGAUCAUUAAGAUUAUGAAAAUGAUUAACUUGAUACAUAAAAUUAUGAAGAAACAGUAAAUGAAGGCAGGUCAGAGUCAAAUUAAUUUGAUUAAAUGGACCACACUAGUAAUGCCUCAGAUGAGUAACAUUACUAUGAAAAUUAUGAUUAAUAAGGAAAUUACGAUGAACCUGAAAAGUAGCAAAUUAUGUAAGCAAAUGAUCAAUAGAUAAACAAUGAGGAUCCAUAACUUGAUUAAAAUGCUGAUGAUACGUUAUCAAUCGAAGGCGAUAUCAAUUAAACAGAUAAUAUUGAAACAGGCUAAAAUUUGGAUUCUGAAAAUUAAAAAUUAAAACCUCUACCUUAAAUUUAAAUUAUAUCAGAAGAUUAAUUUAAUUAAUAAUUCAACAAAGGACCACUUGAAGUUGGAGAUUUAAAAUAAAUUCCAGAUGCAAUAGGAGAUAGAUUGAAUACAAUCUAAGAAGAUAUUCAGAGUAAUGAUGCCCUGAGCUAAAUAUUGAAUGAUAUUCCUGAUGGGGAAACCAGUGAACCUGUUCUAACACAUAGAACAGAGGAUCCUAUUCAAAAAAACAAUGUCAAUUUUUAAAAAAAACAAUCUUAGGAUAUUUCAAGUACCAAAUUUAUAGAAAUUGAAGUUCAAGAAGAUCAAUAAAAAGGAAGUUAAUCAGCUAGACAUUAGGAUCUAAAUUAGGAAAAUAAAUAGGAAGAGUUAAAUACUAAAGAACCUUACUAAAUAUAAAUUUCUUAGCCAGGUGAAAAUAAUCAAGAAGAAGAGGAAGACUAUGGUCUUGGUGAUUUGGAGUCAGAAUUUGUGAAAAAGAAUAUGGAAGAUAGUGAUGAAGAAGCAAGUCCAGAUAAUAUAAUUCCAACAAAUUAAGAGGAUGGAUUUGAAGAGAAUUAAAGUAACAAUCAAUAAAAUGAAAAUGAUGAUUCAGCUAAUUAGAUUUUAUAAGAUAAUGAAAAAUAAACCAAAAAUAAAUUUCAUCUUUAAUUGAAUCAAGAUUUUUAAAACAAGGAACAAGAAAAGGAGGAUUUAAUACAAGACAAUUAAGAGUAAACUCAAUAAGAAGAAAUAAAAUAAGAUGUUGAAACUCAAUAAGAAAAUCCCAGUAUCAAUAAUGAUGACGAAAAUCUCAAUAAUAUUGUAGAGGUAGUAGAAAAGGAAAAUACCUAGAAUUAAGAAGACAUGAUUUUAAAUGAUAAUUAGAAUAUAGAAUAAGAGGUAGAUUAAGAAAUACAAAAUGAAACAAUAUAAAAUAAUAUAGAAGAUAUUAAUUAAGAUAAUAGCAAUAAUAAACAAUAAAUAUUAGAUGAAUAAAAUAUUUAAGUUACUGAACAAAUCCUUAAUCAAUAGGAUGAUGAAUAAUAAGUUAUGGAUGAAUAAUAAGAUAUGGUUUAAGAUAACUCCAACUUAGAAUAGGAUAAUUAGGAUAUAAAUAAUUAGGUUGAAACAUAAUCCAAUUAAAUUAAAUAAAAUCCAACUGAAGUUGAAUAAUAAUAGUAGGAUGGAACUUGUGAGUAAAAUGAAAAUCCAGAAAGAAUAUUAGAAAAUAAUAAAAAAGUUGAAGAUAUCAAUGAAUAAAAAUUAGAAAUUGAAGAAACUGGUGAACUAGUUUAAAAUAUUUAAAUAUUAGAUUAGUCUUAGAACUCAAUGCUGAUGUAGGAUCAAAAUGAAAGUUAAGUAUAAAGUUCUCCUUUGAAAGAAAAAGAUUUGGAAAACUAGAAUUAAGAAGAAAUUUAAAAAUAAGAAAAUAAUAAUCAAGGGGAUGAUCCAUCAUUAUUAACAGUUGAACAAAUAUAGGAAGAAUAACCAUAAUAGACAGAUCAAAUUAUUAAAAAGGAGGAAGAGGACCAGGAUACCUUUAAAUAAAUUAAAAAUAGUUCAGAAAUUAUUGAAGAAAACCCUAUUGAUUAACCCUAACCAAGAGAUGAUUAAAAUACUGAAAUAAUAUAAACUCACAGCGAUGUAAAUGAUACAUAAAACAAAUCCUAGGAAGAGGUUUAAGAUUUAAGUAAGGAUCAAAUUCUAAAUGAUGAAACUCUCAAUAUUUAAAAUUAGAAAGAUAAUUAAGAUAUUAUAGAGGAUGUUGUCAAUUAAGCUAAUGAUGAAACUAAUUAGAAUGAUACUUAAGAGAAUAUUAAUGAGAAAAAAUAGAUACAGGAGGAUAUAACAGAAAAGAAUGAAGAAAAUAAUGAAGAAAAUCAAGGUAUUUCUAAUCAACUUGAAGAUAAUUUAUUAUAGUCAGAUAAAGAGUUGGCUGAAGAACAAAAUAUAGUAAAGGACAGUUCAUAGAUUAGUAAAUAAGGAGAUGAAGAUCAAAAUAAAGAGAUUUAAGAAAAUUUCGAAACAGAAUAAUUGUAAAUGAAGGAAGGAAGAAAAGAAUAAUAAGAAGAAGUGCAGAACUAAGAAGAACAGAUCGAAUCAGAUGUAAGAGGAUAAGAGUAAGACAAUAUUGGAGUUGGUUUAUCUUAAGAAAUUUAGCAUAAUAUUGAGUAAUAAUAAGGAAUUUCAAAUCAAAAUGAUUAAAAUAUAAAUAAAGAUGAGGAUGAAAACCUAUUAGAAGAAAUUAUAGAUGUUGAAUAGGAGACAUAAUAAGAAUUAAUCAAAUAAGAAGAUAGAUAGUAAUAACAAUAACCAGUCUAAGUUGAACCAACAGUAAAUGAGAUUCAAAAUGAUGAUGAAAACCUCGAUAAAAAUUCAUUUGAAGGAGAUCAAAUAGAUUAGAUUACAAAUGAACAGCAAAAUAAUGAGGAAAAUCAAAAUUCAGAUAAUAUAUAAAAUAAUGAAACAUCAAAAGAUACAUCACAAUAAAUAUAAGUUAAUGAUCCUUCAAAUGUAUUGUAAACCAUAGUUUAAGCACAUAUUGAGGAUUAAUUUGAAUUUCAAGAAUAAGAAAAUAUUGAAUCCAAUCCUCUUGUAGAACCAUAGGAAGAAUAAAUUAUUGAGGACAAAGACAAUUAAAAUCAAAAUAAUCUUGAUGAGGUUGUUAAUUAAAUUUCUCAAAAUUAACCAGAAACUAUAAAUGAUGAUGAAAAUACAAAAGAUUUAAAUUAAAAGGAAAUCAAAGAAUCGAAUAAUUUUGAUGAGGAACCAUAUCAAGAGAAUGAAAAUAACUCAUAAGGAUAAGAUGAAACUCAAAAAAUAGAGUUCUAAAAUUACAUCAUUUAGGAUACAAAUAAUGCAGUUGUUUAAGAAUUAAAAUUUGAUGAUUUAGGAAGUGUUUAUUAAGCCAAUUAAUAAAAUACAAUAUUUUUCGAAUAAAGUUAUGAGAUUUCUAAAAUAGAUUUAGGCGUUGAAUAAUCGAAAUUUAAUAAUCUAAAUGAUGAAAAAUAAUUGUUCAAAAUUGAUGAUUAGGAGAAUCAAUUUAAAUAAGAUUAAAUAGACUCUAUCGAAAAUUAAGAAUAACAAUAGAUUAAUUCAAUAUAACAAAAUGAUUAAGAAAAAGAACUACCUAAAGAUGCUAAUAAUGAGUAGAAUUCUGAGGAAAACAUUAAGGUUUAGGAUAAAAUUAGUUAACAUUAAAAUGAAAAUUAAGAACAAGAUGAAAAUCCUUCUGAAUAAGUUGAAAAUAUUGAUGUGCAAGAUUAAAAUCAUAAAGAGUAAGUGUAAUAGUAAGACGAAAGUCAUUAAGAGUAAGACUAAUACUAAGAUCAUGAGGAGUAAGAUGAAGAUCAUUAAGAGCAAAUUGAAGAUCAUUAAAAUCAAGAUGAAGUUCAUUAAGAGCAAAUUGAAGAUCAUUAAGAGUAAGAUGAUAAUCAUUAAAAGCAAGAUGACGAUCAUUAAAAACAAGAUGAAGAUGAUUAACAGCAAGAUUUAGAUCAUUAAAAGUAAGAUUAAGAUCAUUAAAAGCCAAAUGAAGAUCAGAAAUAGCAAGGAGAAAAUCAUUAGAAGUAAGAUGGAGAUCACCAGGAGUAAAAUGAAGAGUAUUAAGAGUAAGAUGAAGAUCAUAAAGAAUAAAUUGAAAAUCAAUAAGAGUAAGAUGGAAAUCAUUAAUAAUAGGAAGAUGGAAAUCAUUAAUAAUAGGAAGAAAGUCUUUAAGAGUAAGAUGGGGAUCAUUAAGAAUAAGAAUAAAUUCAUUAAGAGUAAGAUAGAGAUCAUUAAGAAUAAGACGAAGAUCAUUAAGAGCAAGAUGAAACUCCUUAGUAAUAAGACAAUGAACAUUAAGAGCAAGUUGAAACUCCUUUAUAAUAAGACAAUGACCAUUAAGAGCAAGAUGAAACUCCUUUAUAAUAAGACAAUGACCAUUAAGAGCAAGAAGAAAAUUAAGAGCAAGAAGAAAAUCAAGACAAAAAUCAUUAAGAAUAAGGCCAUUAAGAAUAUGAUCUAGAUCAUUAAGAAAAUGAUUAAAUUCAUUAAGAACAAGAAGAAGAUAAUUUGAAGAAAGAUUUAGAUCAUUAAGCACAAGAUAAAAGUCUUUAAGAUUAAGAUGUAGAUCAUUAGGAGUAAGAUUUAGAUUAUUAAGAUUAAGUCGAAAAUUAUUAAAGAGAAGAUGAAAAUCAUUAAGAGUAAGAUCAAGUACAAUUAGAAGUAUAAGAAGUUCAAUAAUAACAACAAGAAGACCAUUAAGAUGAAAAAGAAGUUAUUUAAUUAAAAGAAGAAGAUAAUUUUGAGAAAAAAGAACAAUUCUAAGAUUACGAUGAAAUCAAUUAUUAGGACAGUAAAUGUAAUAAUAAUGAUGAAAAUUAAUAACAUGACGAUGAAAAUCUUAAUGAUUAGGAUAAAAAUGAAUUCAAGGAUGAUGAUUCAUAAAAACAUAUUCAUUAGGAAGAAAAUCAAAUUAAGGAUACCGAUUCUCAAAAGCACUCAGUUAAAUCACAAAAAUCUUAGAAAUCUAUACCAAAAAAUACUCAAGAGAACGUGGAUGCUAGUCAUUAGAAUGAAUCCGAAGUGGAUUUUAAUUGCAAUGAUAUCCCAAGCUAUCGAACUUAAGAAUUAGAGAAAGAAAUAGAUCAAUUUACAGAUUCUCAACAAAAAAUAUAAAAGGAAGAAUAGCAUUAAGAACCCAAUAACAUUCGUCCUGCAAUGUAAUUGAAUUUAUAAGGAUUAAAUAAAAAUUACAGGGAAGAUUAAUUAGACACAGGAAGAACAGAUGACAGUAUGAUAAACUAAUUGGUAGCUUAAGAAAGGGAUUAAAAUAACCUCUUAGUCAGAUAGAAGUAGAAAAGGCCUCAAAUUUAGAUUAAUAAUGUAAUAUAAGAAAAAUAGGAAUCAAUGACUCCAGAUAACUGUACGCGAUCUUAGAAUCCUACACCAAAACCAGGAGGCAGUGCUAAGCAUUCAAAAAAUGCCUAUUCUUUUGGAGCUUAGGAUGAUUUUAAAUCUAAAUAAAACGUCAUUUUGGAAAUGGAGUAAGAUAGAAAAAGAAAAGAGAAUUGUUUUCAUAAAAAAUAAUAAGAAAGUCAUGGUAAAGGUAAGGAUAAAGACAUUAAAAUCUAAAUCUAAUAAGAGAAGGAAAAAGCUGAAAAAUAAGAUGAGGAAACAAUUAAAGAAUUAUAAAAAAUAUUGUAAUCUAAACAUGAAGUUCUGUUAUAAAAGGAUAAUCAAAUAAGAGAAUAAUAAGCUAGAAUUUUUAGUAUUCGUCAGACUCUUGAUGAAAUUCCAGAUAUCUAAGAUUUAGAUGGAAAAGAGGAUUUUGAUUGGAAUAAUCUUAUAGAUUUUUUUGAUGAUUACAAAAAUAACAGAUAUACAAAUAUAUCAAACAUGAAAGACCCUUAAUUGGCCACCUUGAUGAAAAACAAAUUUUAGGAAAUCUUAUAGAAAGAAGAAUAGUAAUAGGAUAUUCAGAUUAAAUAACAAUAAUAAGUUGAAGCUGAGGCUAAAAUAAAGUAAGAAAUUAGUUAUGUGUUGAAAUUACUAUUUUAGGAGUAUGAAAUAUUAAGAUAAAAAUCUCUUUAAUUAGACCUAGAUAUUGUAAAUUCACAAUAGAUAAUUUAUGAUAAAAUGAAGAAGCUAAGUAUUUCUAAGAAAAUAAUUCCAAAUUUAAGAUAAUUAGAUAUUGAUUAACAUAAAGUAACGAAUGAAUUUAAAAACUAUAUUUCAUGUGAGAGAACGGAUUUUGAACAAGAAAAAUUGAUAAACUUUAUAUAGUCUGAGAUAUAGGUUUAAGAUAAUGUUUAUCAAUUUAUUUAUAAAAUUAGAUAAAUAAUUAAAGAAAGGAUUGAUCAAAUAAAGGAAGGGGAGAAGGCUAUGGAAGAAUAGCUUUUAUCUAAUACAAAAAAAUAUUGA
This is a messenger RNA of Paramecium tetraurelia, 6906 nucleotides long. RefSeq lists its product as uncharacterized. The record is from RefSeq and is a predicted model, not a curated record. The transcript has a single exon. NCBI's taxonomy places the organism in Eukaryota, Ciliophora, Oligohymenophorea, Peniculida, Parameciidae.